Messenger RNA from Biomphalaria glabrata, 2288 nucleotides. RefSeq names its product F-box only protein 39-like. Gene Ontology annotation, cellular component: SCF ubiquitin ligase complex. The record is from RefSeq and is a predicted model, not a curated record. NCBI's taxonomy places the organism in Eukaryota, Metazoa, Mollusca, Gastropoda, Planorbidae. Gene Ontology annotation, molecular function: protein binding. The transcript has 4 exons. Gene Ontology annotation, biological process: positive regulation of protein ubiquitination; SCF-dependent proteasomal ubiquitin-dependent protein catabolic process. The coding region runs from base 92 to 1993 and encodes 633 amino acids.
ACACGGUGUUGCCGGCGAUAUGGAAGGCUUGUUAGCAUCUCUUUAGAAUCUUCAGCUACAACAGCGUAUAACUAGCAGGAGGUGUCUAGACAUGAGUCGUCAGAGAAAACCCAGACCACCAAAAGCCGAAGAGAAGGAAGCUAGUGAGAUUCAGUCGGUAGAGGCGUGCUUCUCACGACUCCCGAUUGAGAUUGUAAUCCACGUGUUUACGUUUCUGCGGAGGGAGGAUCUCGUAAGAGCCAUGUCUGUCUGCACGAGCUGGAAGUGUCUGAUUCUAAACAGCCCGAGUCUUUGGCGGGUCCAAACAUUCGACCUUCACUGUUCUAGCGGUUCCACCAGAAAGGUCGACUUGUUGUUUUGUGCCCAAAAUUUCGGCCGACAUUGUCGAACUCUGUCAUUGACGUGCCGACACCCUGGCAAGCAUGAAUGCAAAAUCAUGGCCAUCCAGUUCAAGCUGGUUCUCGAAGGUUGGAGUGCGGCUGCUAUCACCUCUUUCAAAGUUUCCGGUCUUCGAAUGGGUUGUACUAGUAAUCUAGUAGUCAAAAGCAUAUGCAGUGCCAUGACGCGAAUGUUUUCCAGAAACCGCCCUCUGCAAGUCUUUGAGAUGCCUUCUGCCCACUGGUCAUUCCUUGAGGGUAGGAAGGUCUUGAAUGCUGUGUUUCGUAAGUCUAGAAACACUCUUGAAACACUGAGUAUCGAGGACUAUUUUCUCAGUGGUUUAACUGUCAAUAUGGACUGGCUUUCAACACACCUGUCGUCACUGACCAAACUGACCAAACUGUCAAUCAACCUGUUCUACUUGACCGAUGAAAGUGUUGUCUCCCUUGCGAGGGCCAGGAAGGGCGAGCUGAAGCAUCUCUCAUUGUGGGCCAACUAUGUGACUCCGUGGACCCCUCGUAUACCGUUUGAGAGCUGGAACUGUCUGACAAAGGCGUGCCGAAAUAUGGAAGUGGAGUUCAAUAUCGUUGGUAACGUUAUCAAACCGAAUGAGUCUCUUCCCGCCAUAAUGGAUUCAGUACUUCCUGUCGCCAGUGUCAAGAUAGAAAUACGAAGGCAAGACUUUAGAGCGGAUGGAGUGUUGCGUCAUAUCAAAAAGUUCUACUGGAAACAGCUCCAAAGAUUGGAACUAGACCUUCACAAAAAGACGGACUACUUUGACGAGCUUUUGAUCAAGUUGGUGAAAAAAUGUCCACGUUUAGUCCAUGUUAAGGUUUCAGCUUCCUACCGAUCAAAAAGGACUAUCUCGACAGUCCACAAAAUAGUGAAAGAGAGGCUUCAGAUGCGUGACAUGAGCGAUGAUCAACCUAACAAAAAAGCAUGCACAGACAACAACGCCGUAAAUAUAGCACCUAGAUUUGAGGACCCAGUGGAAGAACCGUAUUGCUUGCAACGUGCAGCCCCUCGACCUGUGGACCCCAUGGAAGGACAGUUUGGCUUGCAGCAUGCAGCACCUCGACUUGAGGACCCCAUGGAAGGACAGUUUGGCUUCCAACAUGCAGCACCUCGACUUGAGGACCCCGUAGAUAUUCAUUCUGGCUUGCAACAUGCAGCACCUCGACUUGAGGACCAAUUGGAAGGACAGUCUGGCUUGCAACAUGCAGCAUCUCGACUUGAGGACCCCAAGGAAGGACAGUCUGGCUUGCAACAUGCAGCACCUCGAAUUGAGGCCCCUAUAGAAAGACAGUCCGACCUGCAACAUGCAGCACCUCGACUUGAGGACCCCAUGGAAGGACAGUCUGGCUUGCAACAUGCAGCAUCUCGACUUCAGGACCCCAAGGAAGGACAGUUUGGCUUGCAACAUGCAGCAUCUCGAAUUGAGGACCCCAUGGAAGGACAAUCUGGCUUACAACAUACAGCAUCUCAACUCGAGGACCUCUUAGAAAGACAGUCUGACUUGCAACAUGCAUCACCUCGACUUGAGGACCCCGUAGAAAGACAGUCUGACUUGCAACAUGCAUCACCUCGACUCGAGGACCCCACGGAAGGACAAUAGACUGAGUCCUGAUUCGUAGUCUCGUGCAACAAAGUCUGCAACUGAAUGGAACAGCGCAUGCACAGAAUAAAGAGACCUUAUUACAAAACUCCAAUGCCUCUCUAUGGAAAUACAAUUCAUUUCAUAUUGCUAACAUUGUAGACAGGACUACGAGAAACAACGCUUUCCUUUUUUUUUUAAAUAUGAAAAGACUACUGAGAUAUUUACAUAAUAAUGAACAUUUUGAUAAAUUCAUUUACAUAAUAUACUCUUACGAACGACGGACUGUAUACAAUAAAAGAAUUUAUCGACUUCA